UGGAAUUUGAAAGGAUUUCUGACGCGUUUUACGUCAUCGGUGCGUUGCUUUGGCGCGCGGCGGCAGCAGAUUUGAAAAACUGCGGACAAACCGUUUGCGGACGGUCGGGUGAGAAAGAAAGCAGCGGACGGCUAUCCCUGAAGGGGCUAUCGUUGUGGCCAAACGUAUCGCCGCAGACAUAGAGAUGUCGUGGGACUUUUUUGUUCCGGUGUGUGUGGGAGACCUGGUUAAAACGGGAGGUAUUAAUCAGUACGUGGUUCAAGAUGUGGUUCCAGUAAAACAGCUGCCAUCCCACCUCAGCAAGUUCAAGGCGGCACUACGGAGCCAAGGGCCUUCAUGUAUAUUGGAGCAUUUUGACACAGGCUACAGUGUGCUGCAGCAUUUCAAUUCAUUGGAGCUUGGGACUAAAGAGGAUGCCUUGGAAUUGCUUGUUCAAGUGGUCAAUGGCCUGGCUGUUUCCCUACCAACAGUUCUCACUUCCAGCUCCCUUUCGGCCGCAGAGCGCAAGGAGAAACUAAAUGCAGUUAAAAUGAGCGUCUUCUUGCUAUGUAAACUCACAGAGAGCCUGGAAAGUUUCUCCUACAGACAGAAUAUCGUCACAGCACCUGGAAAGGGUAAUAAAAAAGGUAAAGGUGGUGAAGGACUGCUGCAGUGGGAUUCUGAAAGAGAGAGUGUCCUCCAGGCUCUUGUCCAGCUCCUUCAGCUGGAUAUCCGUUCUCUGUGGAGCCUCUCCCUGGUGGAGGAGGAGUUCAUCAGCUGUGUGACCUGUUGCUGUUACAAGUUAUUGGAGAACCCAACCAUCGGCCAUGUCAAGAACAAACCCACAAGAGAUUGCAUAAUUCACCUUCUCGGGGUACUGAUCACCAAGUACAACCACCUUUUAGGUGCCAGUGUGAAAGUCAUCCAGAUGUUGCAACACUUUGAGCAGCUGUCCUCUGUAUUUGCACAAGCUGUGUCUGUGUGGAGCACAGAGUAUGGAGUCAGAGCAGUUAUCGGCGAAGUCAUAAGGGAAAUUGGUCAAAAGUCAAGCGAAGAGCUUGCCAGAGAGGGCUCAGGCGUCAAAGCUUUUGCCUCUUUCCUCUCAGAAGUCGGUGGCCUGGUACCCGAAUUAAUGAUCCCCAACAUCAGUGUCCUCAUCACCCAUCUGGAGGGAGAGAGUCACACAAUGCGAGUUGCCGUGUGCGAGGUGCUAGGAGAAAUCCUUGUGCGAGUCCUAUGUGGAGACGGGCUGCAGGAAUCUGGCAGAGCCGACCGCGACCGCUUCUUCGACAUAUUGCAGGAACAUCUCCACGACACACACUCCCACGUCAGAGCACGUGUGCUCCAAGUCUUCACACGGAUCGUCAACAGCAAAGCACUGCCCCUGUGUAAGUACAGCGAGGUGAUGGAGCUCGCUGUCGGCCGGUUAAUGGACAAAUCUAUAAAUGCUGUGAAGAGCGCCAUCCAGCUGUUGGCAGCAUUCAUCGCACACAAUCCCUACAGUUGCAAGCUGAGCAGCGCUGAUCUGAAGAAACCUUUGGAGAAAGAAAUGGCAAAACUUAGAGAAAUGAAAGAGAAACUAGAGGGAAAAGCACCCGUCGCAGUGAUCAAGGCGUCAGAGCUGUGGGCUGCCAUGGAGCCCGAGCUCCUUGUUACUGUCAGGACAACCCUGGAGCACACAAGUGAAGCAGAGAGAGAGCAGGAGGAUGAGGAAGAGGGGGAUGUGGAGGAGGAAAAAUCAGAAGACGAUGACGACAGAGCCACUGCGGUGAAAAUCGCUCAGUACCUCCGGGUCAACAAAUACAGGAAUGCUGUCAAGCUUUGCAUAAAAGCUCACGAUUGGUUCCCAGAAUCAGAGAUGUUUGCUGCUCUGUCCACAGUCACCCCUGAGAGUCUAAUGGACACGCUGGGUUUGAUUUUCAAAGGCUCUGAUGAAGAUGCUUCAGAAGACACCCAGAACUUGCCACCAACCCCACAGAAGGAGGGAGACAAAGAAGGGGAGGAUGGGGAGCUGAAGAAGCAGGAGAUGUUGGUGCAGUAUUUGAGAGACACAGAAACAUUUUCCUUACAAGUGGAAAGGGCAAUAUUCAUCAUCAACAACAUGCUGUAUUGGAAAACAACUUCAGUUGUCCAAGAGGCAGUGCAGUUUUGUGUGACGGUGCACGAGUUCAGCGUUGCCAACUCUAUCAGUGGAGUGAGGAAGAUGUUGCCUCUGGUCUGGUCAACGGAUGCUGCCAUUAAAGAUGCUGUUGUUCAGGCCUACAGGCGCCUGUAUCUGAACCCGCAAGGAGACACGAUUAGGAUGAAAGCACAGACUCUCGUCGACAACCUAUCUGAACUGAUGGUGGACGCAUCUCUGGGUACCAUCCAGUGUCUUGAGGAAAUUGUGCAGGAGUUCUUUGGCAGUGGCAGCAAUCUGCAGCUCACAGUAAUUCAGGUCUUGUGGGAGAGAUUCACCGGCAAACGAGAAAGCUCCGUCAUCCAGAAGCGAGCUGCAGUGUUACUGCUUGGCAUGGCAGCACGGGCAGAGAGAGAAGUCGUGCUCAGCAACUUGGACACUCUUUGUUCUGUGGCUCUGGGAGAAAAAGUGACUGAAGACUUUUUGCUUGCAAGAGACACGGCGAUCACCAUUUGCAGCAUUACUGAUCAUGUCCGGCAAUCAAAGGGGGCUCCAUUCAGACUCCCCCAGGACCACCAGCUGUUCACCUGCCUUACACAGGCUGUUGCUGAGGGUGUGGUGAUGGAAGACCCUUACUGGCAGAGCUUUAUGGAGCAGGCCGUCCGACUCAUCUACUUCCUGGCAGAAUCCCCAGACCAGCUGUGCUCCAGGCUGCUCCAGCGAAGCGCCCGACUCUUACUUGAUCAGAUCACCGAGGGCGAUGAAGUCAACAAGGAUGUUAGCCAAAUGCAUGAUGGAUCUCAAGUCUCCACUGACCAAGAGGAACAAGUGAACUGUGUGUGUCUGGCCCAGCUGCUGGCUCUCUGUGGAUGCGUUGCUUUUUGGCAGGUGUCUCAUCUGGAGCGCAGUGUGAGCGCUGAGCUGCGGAGGAGGAGAGGAGAGACAGAAGAGAGGGAGGAGAAGGAGAAAAGACCAGGCAGUAAAGCUAAGCAGGUGGCCAAUGAAAGCACCAUGGAGGAUGAACUCGGGUUGAUUGGUGCCUCUGCUGAAGACACAGAAGCAGAGCUAAUCAGGAAAAUCUGCGAAACAGAAUUGCUGGCUGAGGAGAACCUGCUGAGUGUGUUCCUUCCUCUGCUGGUGAAAGUCUGCAGUUCCCGAGGGCGCUACUCCCACCCUCAGCUCACCACCGCUGCCUGUUUGGCACUGUCUCAGUACAUGAUGAUCAGCCCGUCGGUGUGUGAAGACAACAUCCGCCUCAUGUUUACCGUGCUGGAACGCUCCAAUCUUCCCGUCGUCAGGGCCAACGCCAUCAUAGCCUUGGGCGACCUCACGGUGCGUUUCCCAAAUAUUUUGGAGCCCUGGACGCAGAAUCUUUAUGCAAGGCUGAGUGAUGAGGUCCCGUCUGUGAGGCAGACAGCUGUGACUGUUCUUACUCAGUUGGUGCUUAAGGAUGUGCUAAAGGUCAAAGGCCAAGUCAGUGAGGUCGCCGUGCUGCUAAUUGACCCGGAGCCACAGAUCACCAGCCUGGCUCUGAACUUCUUCAACGAGCUGGCCACUAAGGAUAAUGCCAUCUACAACCUGCUGCCUGACAUCAUCAGUCGCCUGUCGGAUCCAGAGAGAGGAAUGAGCUCAGAGGACUUCAAUACCAUCAUGAAGCAGCUGUUCUCCUACAUCACCAAAGAGAGGCAAACUGAGUCUCUGGUGGAGAAAAUGUGCCAGCGCUUCAGGACAGCAAAGACGGAGCGUCAGUGGUGCGACCUGGCCACGUCCCUGUCUCUGCUCUCGAUGUGUGAGCGUGGCUUCAAGAGGCUGCAGGAAUGCUGGGAGUGUUACAGCGACAAGCUAACCGAACCCGGAGUCUACCAGCCUCUGCUCUCCAUCACAGCCAAGCUUCGCCGCGGGGCCAAACCUCAGUUUAAGUCCCAGGUGGACGACUUUGAGAAGCGGCUGACAGCGGUUCACACCCGAGGCUUGGAGAACGUAGAAAGUCCUGAGAUGGAUGAGAACCAAGGGGAAGACGGAUCGGCGGAGAAGACCAGCGCCCGCACGCCGCUUCCCACCAGAGGCCGUCAGAAAUCAAGGAGAGGUCAAACAAAGUCAUCGGUUUCCAGCCAAAAUGACAGUUUUGUAACGCCCCAAAAAUCGCGCAAGUCUAAGAAACCUGCGAUCACCUUCAGCAGUGAUGAGGAAGAGGAGGAUAAUGACGAUGCGGUGAUGGCAGAGAGCGAGACGCCCAAAGUGACGACUCCCAUCAGCCGCUCAUCCCGGCGAACUCGCCUCAGAAACUGAUUUUAUUUUCUUUUUUUACUGUGCUCUUAAUGUUUUAUAAUCAAAUAAUGUUUCUUAUUCCAUCUCUUUUGUAUAUUUGUUUUACUCUUUUUACCAUCACUAAACUUGAAUAGUCUCUAGAAGCAUCCAUUGACAUUAAAAAGGCUUUCCAAUGAA
This is a messenger RNA of Fundulus heteroclitus (mummichog), 4543 nucleotides long. RefSeq names its product non-SMC condensin I complex, subunit D2 (gene ncapd2). Bases 185 to 4387 code for a protein of 1400 amino acids. The record is from RefSeq and is a predicted model, not a curated record. Gene Ontology annotation, biological process: meiotic chromosome condensation; mitotic chromosome condensation; mitotic cell cycle. Lineage: Eukaryota; Metazoa; Chordata; Actinopteri; Cyprinodontiformes; Fundulidae. Gene Ontology annotation, cellular component: condensed chromosome, centromeric region; nucleus. The transcript is spliced from 32 exons. Gene Ontology annotation, molecular function: histone binding.